Chroicocephalus ridibundus (black-headed gull) is the source of this 1086-nucleotide messenger RNA. RefSeq names its product fibrinogen-like protein 1-like protein. Gene Ontology annotation, cellular component: membrane. The record is from RefSeq and is a predicted model, not a curated record. The coding region runs from base 1 to 1086 and encodes 361 amino acids. The transcript is spliced from 4 exons. NCBI's taxonomy places the organism in Eukaryota, Metazoa, Chordata, Aves, Charadriiformes, Laridae.
AUGGCUUCCUGGUGUGCUCCCCUCCUGCUCCUUGCCUGUGUGUUGGCCCUGCCUGCCCCACAUCUCACCAGGACCGUCCGAAGAGAGUCUCCCUUCAAUCAACCGGUCUUGAAUAACACCAAGUCUGCUCGGAACAUGUUAGUGGACGGUAAGGUCCGGCUGGUGAAUGGCUCCAAUCAGUGCUCUGGACGGGUGGAGGUUUGGUACCGCAAUGAGUGGGGAACGGUGUGUGAUGACAGCUGGGACAUGAGAGAUGCCUCUGUGGUGUGUAGGCAGCUUGGCUGCGGAGAUGCAGUAUCAGCACCAGGCAAUGCUUAUUUUGGAAGAGGAUCUGGGACUAUCUGGCUGGACGACGUUAACUGCAAUGGGGAGGAAAAGCUCCUCACUCAGUGCUCACUGCGGCCUUGGGGAAACCACAACUGCGGGCACAACGAGGAUGCAGGCGUUGUGUGCUCAGGUUGGCCCAGGGACUGCAGCGAGAUUCCCACUGGCAGCCCCAGUGGCGUCUACGUCAUCCAGCCCACCGGCCUGCACCCCAUCGUGGUGUACUGCGAAAUGAAUGUGGCGGGCGGGGGCUGGACAGUCAUCCAGAGGAACCGUCAGAGCACGGAGAUCACCUGGGCUGAGUCCUGGAGCACCUACAAGUACGGCUUUGGGAACGUGCGCACCGAGUACUGGCUGGGCGCCGAGUACAUCCAUCAGAUCUCCAGGCAGAAGGUCUACCAGGUCAGGUUUGUCAUCUGGGAUGCCACAAACACCAUGAAGUUUGCAAACUACAGCCUCUUCAGUGUGGAAGAUGAGUCCCGCGGCUACCGGCUGAGGCUGGGAGCCUACUCAGGGACAGCGGAGGAUGCCAUAGCCUCGAAGACUCCCUAUGCCAACCAUGACAAUAUGAAGUUCUCCACAAAAGAUCGGGAUCAGGACAUUCAUAGCGGGAACUGUGCCUCCAGCUACGGGGGCGGGUGGUGGUACUCAGCGUGUUAUUCUGUACGGCUGAAUGUGAACGGAGCCAUAACGUGGGGCAGCCUGUGCAACGGGAACUGCAAAGCUUCUGCCAUCCUCAUCAAACCAUCUCCCUACUGCUAG